AUGGCGUCUCAUUACCCUACUCUCCCAGAGAAGCUCCUUCUUAUCUCUCUGAAGAUGUACUUCACCCCAGACCGCACGAUCACAUAUCUCCGCGACCUCCUCAACCCAACCAAUGAGAUCGUCCACCCCGCAAACCGAGACAAACUCCUCCUAGCUCUAAUCCCAGACUUUCUAACCAUCUGGCCCUGCGCCCAAAUCCUCAAAGACUACGAAACUAACCUGGCCAACACCGGAACCCCCCUAUCCCCACCCCCCUUCCUGCUCGGCGCGCAAGACUGCUUCUGGGAAUCCCAUGGCGCAUACACAGGUGAAGUCUCGCCGGCGUCGAUCCGCGCCCUGGGCUGCACAAUUGUCGAACUAGGCCACGCCGAGCGCCGUGCCAUCUGCAAUGAAACAGAUUCCCAAACUGCCCACAAGGCAGCCGCAACAUGCGCCCAGUCGAUGGUUCCGCUCGUCUGUGUCGGCGAGGUGACCACUCCCGGCCCCAUCGCCUCCCAGGCUGUCGGCCAGGCUGUGACGGAGUGUGCGGUGCUGGUGCGUGCAGUGCUGGAUGCUAUCCCGGAUGACGCGCCUGUGAUUUUUGCUUACGAGCCUGUUUGGGCUAUUGGGCAGCCGAAGCCUGCGGGGGUUGCGCACGUUGCAGCUGUUGUGCAGGGCAUCCGGGCUGUGAUUGGUGUCCGGCCGGGUACGGUGCGUGUCUUAUAUGGGGGUAGUGCGGGGCCUGGUCUUUGGGGGGUUGGUGGGCUUGGUCGUGUAGUUGAUGGGAUGUUUCUAGGCAGGUUCGCUCACGAAAUUGAUGGUGUGCGAGAGGUUGUUCGUGAAGUGGAGGAGACGCUGGCUCUGGUGUGA
Molecule: messenger RNA, 849 nt
Organism: Penicillium digitatum Pd1
Lineage: Eukaryota; Fungi; Ascomycota; Eurotiomycetes; Eurotiales; Aspergillaceae
Product: triose-phosphate isomerase
Biological process (GO): glycolytic process; glyceraldehyde-3-phosphate biosynthetic process; glycerol catabolic process
Cellular component (GO): cytosol
Molecular function (GO): triose-phosphate isomerase activity
Source: RefSeq, a predicted model, not a curated record